CGUGGGGGGGUCCCGGUCCGGUUCCGUGAUGUCUGAUGCAGCUCAGCAACCUGCUCCCGAGGCCCCCGAAGGGGGAGCCCCUGGUGGGGCCCCCCCUGGACAAGCCACCAAUGUGAGCAGUAACCGUCGGCUGCAGCAGACGCAGGCCCAAAUGAAGGAGGUGGUUGAUAUAAUGUGUGUAAAUGUAGACAAGGUGCUGCAACGAGACGAGAAACUGUCAGAGCUAGAUGACCGUGCAGAUGCCCUUCAGGCCGGUGCCUCACAAUUUGAAAGUAGCGCAGCAAAACUCAAAAGGAAGUACUGGUGGAAGAACUGCAAGAUGAUGAUCAUGAUGGGAGUGAUUGGUGCCAUUGUGGUGGCGGUGAUUGUAAGUAAGUACCAAAAAGCCCGGGAUCAAGGGUGGAGAAGCACCAACUCUCCAGUACUUUAAACUUUUUGGUUUGAGAUCUGGAGGGUCUUGAUUGCAUAAGUGUUAACUUCAGUCCUUGGGGAAGGGAGGAGGGCGUGCUGGAACUCCCACGCUUAUUUUGGAAAUGGUAUGCUUUACAUAGUAGCAGAAGGAAUUGGGGGUGGCCAUCAUUGUAGAGAUGGGCAAUUCUCUCUGCCAGGUCAGGUAAACAUGUAAGUAUGAGGGGCAUUUGCCCUGGAGCGGGUGGGUUGGCAAGUCCCUUCCCUGGUGGGGGAUUUGGAGGUCUUGGGGGGCACCUUUGGUGUAACUUGCCCUUUUGUUCUUUCCUUUUUUUCCCCUAUUGCUUUGUCUCCAGUCUACUUUUUUACUUGAAUGUAGCUCCUUCAGUCUGCAACCUACUGUCCCCUGUCACCUUGCCUGUCUCUUCUUGCCCCUGAAUCUUUCCUUCCCUUCCACCUAGCUUCUUCAUUGAUUUCUUUAUUGGUUUUGAUUUGUCUUCUGUAUAGGACUCUGAAGCACUCUACUGAACAUGGUUAAACUCUUCAACAGCUGCUGCAGCUUUAGGGAGGGUUAUCUGAGUUUUGAGGAAAGGGAAGUAGAGGAGGAGUGGGUAGCUCUUGCUGCUGCUCUUCUGCAGGGAAUUUAUGUGGUUUAUUUUUGGGUGUGAGCUUCUCAAAUAGUGCCUGUAUGGACUCUAGCAAAAUAAGAAUGCCUUAAUGCAGUGCCUUUGGGGAUGAAGGACUUCUGCAUGUGAGAUUCUUUAGUGUUCUGCCUAGAAAGAGUGGCAGCAUGACUUAAGCUUUUCAGUGAGCUUCUGAAAUAAAGGCUAGUUUGUGCUGGUCAGUGACUGUGAGCCAUCUGACUGAGCUAGAUGUAGUGAUAUAGAUUUCUCUAGCCAUGGGGAGAUGAGCACUUAAAUGAUUUAUUCUGCCUGUCCUUAUUUUCAGAUGACUUGCUGUUUGAACGUGGCCAUUUCAGUUAUUAUAAAGGAGAACCUAUGUGAUUACCUCAGUCAAGUGCAACAGACUAAACACACUUAAGUGAAAGGAGGGGUUUUUUUACUAUCUAAAAGGCACAUGUGGGAGUAAAAUCUCCUGCCAGAAGGAACAAAGGAACAACAGUAAGGAGUCUGGUGGGGGGUGUCAGAUAUUCCUUUCGUCUAUGCAGACACAAGCCAGGACCCUGUGGCUUUCUACUGUCUUGUAGCUUUCUGGAAGACUUUGGGGUAGUGGCAGAAUGGGAAUGGGUGUUUUGCUUUUGUGUUACUGGGUUGAAUGUCAAAGGAAAUCCACUACAUAGUUGGAGAUGUGAAGGAGACUGGAGGUAUUCCUGAUGAGACUGAAUGAGCCACACAGCUUUCUGAUUAAGAAUACCUGUUCUGUUUGUGCUGCCACAAAGCCUGAACUUUCAGCGGGAGUUAGAAAAUACUUGGAAUGGCUAGGUAGGGGAUUCAAAGGAAAAUGCUGCUCUCGGCAUGGGUAUUGCAAAGUGACAUCAGAUGUCCCAGUCUGGCAGCUUAGAUCUCUAGAGAUCUUGCCUAUCAAACUGAAAUCUUCCUACUUGCCAUGGGUUCUCUUGAAUUUAGAUCCAAGGUGGUCUCCGCUGGAAGUAAACUUGCAGUGUGGAAUGCUGUGGCUUUCUGUAAGCAAUUCCCUUGUUCUCCUCCAUGAAAAAUAACAAGAGCUGUGAAUUGCUUGAAUGUGUUGUCAAACCUGGGGUUAAGUGAGCUGCCCUGUUCCUGAGUUUCUG
Haliaeetus leucocephalus (bald eagle) is the source of this 2158-nucleotide messenger RNA. It is a transcript of the gene VAMP1, whose product is annotated as vesicle-associated membrane protein 1 (synaptobrevin 1). The transcript has 4 exons. Gene Ontology annotation, cellular component: SNARE complex; plasma membrane. The record is from RefSeq and is a predicted model, not a curated record. Gene Ontology annotation, molecular function: SNAP receptor activity; syntaxin binding. NCBI's taxonomy places the organism in Eukaryota, Metazoa, Chordata, Aves, Accipitriformes, Accipitridae. Bases 29 to 430 code for a protein of 133 amino acids. Gene Ontology annotation, biological process: vesicle fusion; vesicle-mediated transport; SNARE complex assembly.